Messenger RNA from Triticum turgidum subsp. durum (durum wheat), 1215 nucleotides. The record is from the annotation of a GenBank genome assembly. Lineage: Eukaryota; Viridiplantae; Streptophyta; Magnoliopsida; Poales; Poaceae.
AUGGCUGUAUCCUUUGUAUUUGUGGGCGGUGUGCGUAGCAGAGCAGCCUAUAAGUGCACUGUCUUGUUUGUCCAUAGGUUUUCCCUGCCGGAUCUAGCCGGCGGCAACUCCAUGAUGCGCAUCGAACCCACUGAUCCUCCGGACUGUACACCCUCCGAGUCCAGCAUGAGCGAUGCGGGUGACACAGCGUUGAUAGUGGAAGUGGAUUUACACAGUACUUGUGAGGGAGCGACCCUGACCCUGUCAGUGCCGAACUUAGAGCAGUCAAUUGGCAAAGAUGACCCCCAAGCCCCUGGCUGCACCAAGAGGGAAGCAAGUGAGAACUACGAAGAGAGGCGUACAAAGAUAUACAAGGUGGAGGAGACCACCAAGGGCAAAACCUAUUUCGUAAGACGAUAUCAUCCCGAGAAAUAUGAGAAGUGGUGCAGGGUUGUCUACAAAGUAAAAGUUGCCGAAGAAGGGAAAGAACUGAAGUGUGAGUGUGCUAAUUUUGAGCACACGGGUUUGCUAUGCUGCCAUUCAGUUAAGGUCCACGAUUGCCUCAGCAUAGACUGUAUACUGACAAAACAUAUUCUGAAAGGGUGGACAAAAGACGCAAGGGAUGUACUCCCCAACCACCUAUCACAUCUUCGGAGGGACAACAUCUCUUUGAAUUCAGUAACUUGUAGGCACUCAAAUUUGUACACCCAUGCUCUUGAAGCUGUACGACUUGGGGAUGCAAACACAGAAGCGUAUAAAUUGUGCCAUGAAUAUCCUCAAGACAGCAAUGGAUACAUUGACUCCUAUAGCCGCUUUCACUAUGCGCAACUCACAGCGGAUGUGGGAGUGACGCAGAAGCGGUGCGUGCUGGCACGAGUAAUACAAUACAGUGUGAGAGUGAAACGGAAACCAUGGAUCCAUAAACCUCGGCUGGAUCCUCGCAGGACUCGGUGGAAGGCAGGGCCGACGGCGCGUUGGUGGCGGAUGAAGCUUGAGAGGGAGAGGCUGAAGUGCAUUCCCGUUUUGCAGCGUUGGAACUUGGAAGAAGUCGGAGAAUACGAUCCAGAGAAUGGAGGUUCCGCCAGCGGUGACAACUGCUCCGAUAUGGGUAGCUACGCGGAAUCCAUGACCAACCUUGUGUGCAAGCAGACGCCGCCGUCGAUGGUGACAACCCACCCGCAAAGCGCCCAAAUCUUGUGCAAUGAUCCAACGGCUCGCGUUACGACCGCCGUCUGA